UCCUAGGCGUUUGAAUCCCAGCUCCUCUCCAGAGAAGUAGGAGAGGGGAGGAGUCGCUUUCCUUUCACGGUCGCUGGUGAAUCUUCCCGCGUGUGUGCCGCUGUGAUCUGCACUGGUCGUGGAAGUCGUAGGCAGGAUUUGGAGACUCAGGAAACCUAAAUAUGGACUCUGUGGCCUAUGAGGAUGUGGCUGUGAACUUCAGUGUGGAGGAGUGGGCCCUACUGGAUCCUUCCCAGAAGAAACUCUACAGAGAUGUGAUGCGGGAAACCUUCAGGAACCUGGCCUCAGUAGGGAAAAAGUGGGAAGCUCAUGACAUUGAAGAUCAGUACAAAAACCAAGGAAGAAAACAAAGAAGUCUUAUGAUAGAAAGAAUCUAUGAAGGGGAAAAGGGUAAUCAAUGUGGAGAAAAUUUCAGCCUUAUUUCAAAUCUCAAUCUGAAGAAAACGCUUCCUGGAGUAAAACCAUGGGAAUACAGUGUAUGUGGAAACAUCUUCAUGCGUAAUUCAUCUUAUAAUAGGCAUGUCAGACGUCACACUAGACCCAAGCCCUCUGAGUAUCAGAGUCAUGGAGAAAAGCCAUAUAAAUGUAACAUAUGUGGGAGAGCCUUUACCUAUCUGCAGUGUUUUGAAAAACAUGGAAGAACUCACAAUGGAGAGAAAACCUAUAAAUGUGAGGAAUGUGGGAAAGCCUUCAAGUGUCUCAAAACUCUUCAAAGACACAUAAUAAGGCAUACCGUAAAUGCUCCUUACCAAUGUAAGGUGUGUGGGAAAACCUUUAGUACCUCAACUUCUCUUCAAAUAUGUGAGAGUACCCACACUGGAGAGAAGCCCUAUCAAUGUAAAUACUGUGGAAAAGCCCUUAGAAAUUAUCGAAGUUUUCAGAGACAUGAAAGAAGUCACACUGAAGAAAAAUUAUAUGAAUGUAAAAAAUGUAGUAAAGCAUUCAGGUAUCUCAGUAAUCUUCGAACACAUGAAAGAACUCACACGGAAGAAAAACCCUAUGAAUGUAAGGAAUGUGGAAAGGCUUUCAGAUCUUACAGUUCUUUACAACCACACAAAAUGACACACACAGGAGAGAAACCCUAUGAAUGUAAGGAAUGUGGAAAAGCAUUCAGAUAUUACAGGUCCUUACAAACACACAAAAGGUCUCACACUGGAGAGAAACCUUAUGAAUGUAAAAAAUGUAGUAAAGCAUUCAGGUGUUCCAGUUAUCUUCGAAAUCAUGAAAAAAUUCACAGUGCAGAGAAACCCUAUGAAUGUAAGAAUUGUGGAAAAGCCUUCAGAUCUUCCCGUUAUUUAAAAACACAUGAAAAGAUUCAUACCAGAGAGAAACCCUAUGAAUGUAAGGAAUGCGGAAAAGCCUUCCGAUCCUCAAGUUACUUACAAACACAUCAAAGUUCUCACACUGGAGACAAAACCUGUCAAUGUAAGAAAUGUGGAAAAGCCUUCAGAUCUUACAGUUCCUUACAAAUACAUGAAAGGACUCACACAGGAGAGAAACCCUAUGAGUGUAAACAUUGUGUUAAAGCCUACAUUUCUCCCACAUCCCUUCGAAGACACAUGAAAAUGCAUAUUUGAAAUACUUCUUAUCAAUAGAAGGAAUGUGGGAAAGCAUCAACUUGUAUCAAGCACAUGAAAGAUUUCAAACUGGAGAGAAACUCUAUGAAUGUAAACAAUAUGGCAAAGCCUAUGCAGAACACAGUUCCUUACAAAGAGUGGAACAGACUCAUCCUAGAGAAAACCCUAUGAAUGUAAGGAAAGUGGAAAAGCCUUCACUUGUAACCCAACCCUUUGAAAAUCACAGGCUGUGAGUGCACAUUGGAGAGAAACAAUAUAAAUGUGAAGAAUGUGGGAAAACCUUCAGUCAUCCCUUAAAGAAUUAUUAAAAUUUUAAUUAAAAUAUAUUUACCAAGUUUCUUUAAGAAAUUGGAAACAAUUUCUACAACAGUAAACUGCUGUAUAACUCAAGGGUUAAAGGUGUGACCACCCGCUCAUGCAGUCAGAAAUACAUGUGUAACUUAAAACCUGUCCUCCACAUACACAGAUUCCUUACUUUUUAGUCUGAGUGUAAUCUGAGUAUAAGUGCACCUAUGCAUUUCAAAUGUGUUCAAGGGUCAACUGUAAUUACUUACAGAAGUGACUAUUGAAGUGAAAUAAUUCUUCCAGUUGUCUUACAAUGAGAGUACAUAACAUUAAUAAGUAGUGAUUUUUCAUUAAAUCAGUUAAUAACAUUGUCUACAUAACAUUAAUAAGUAGUGAUUUUUCAUUAAAUCAGUUAAUAACA
This is a messenger RNA of Pteropus alecto (black flying fox), 2283 nucleotides long. Its product is annotated as zinc finger protein 14-like. Gene Ontology annotation, molecular function: DNA-binding transcription factor activity; RNA polymerase II cis-regulatory region sequence-specific DNA binding. The transcript has 4 exons. Gene Ontology annotation, biological process: regulation of transcription by RNA polymerase II. NCBI's taxonomy places the organism in Eukaryota, Metazoa, Chordata, Mammalia, Chiroptera, Pteropodidae. The record is from RefSeq and is a predicted model, not a curated record. The coding region runs from base 162 to 1577 and encodes 471 amino acids.